CCAGUACGAACGGACACUACUAGCAUCAGGCCGCCGUCGCCGCUACCACCAUAUAACUCCUCUGAGUGAGGCAAAGGUUAGUAUAGAGUGGAAAGAGAAGGGGAAUCAGUCGAAAGGCACCAUCAGCAUCGGAUGCUAUCAUAACGUUAGCAGCCUUCCGCAGUUCAUACAGCAGCGGCGGCGGCGGCGACUGUAACCGUCCGUUGCAUUAGUUCUCGUCCUCCUCGGAAGCUGCAACGGUAACAUUAAACAUUCGUAGAAAAAAGAAGUGAAAAAGGAAAUUGCAACUGUCGUUUGUCGCACUUCUGCUACUAAAAGAAGCUGUGGUACAUUGCUUAAAAGCGUCUAAAGGCGUACGAAGGUUAGAAAGCAAACCUAGCAUCUGCAGGAGUUCAGCCGAUUGGCAUUGUGACAAGGCCGAGGACGGCAAAGACUACGACAAUUUGAAGUUUCAUUUUGUACCGUCGAACGAAACGUGUAGGACAGAUACUGUGCCUGUGAGAAAAGAGGACAGAGCCGACUACAGCUGGAGAGGAGCACUUUCGAGAACUGGUCUUUUAAACGUUCGGCUGCCUCCUGAUCACGAAAACAGACAAGGUAUUCCUGUGGGUACCCUGUAGCGGUGCUAUUAAUUGCUGAACGGCUAGCGAAUAAUUUCUACCAUCAGAAUACCCAUAGACGCGAGUUAACGCGAUAAACAGAGGACGAUGUCUCUGAGCAGGGCUUUCGUAAAGAGUCUAGCAUAAAAGACAUAUACCGACUUGAAGAAAAGUUAUUGAGCGACGCUUCUGUUUUCGGACUCUGUAUCUGCAAUUCAUUGGUUGAGCAGUCGGUCCUUCUACAAAGAUCCCUGUCUAUCUACUGUUUCUUCUUUACUUGAGAAGUAUUCGCGACUAUCAAUUGCUAUUUUGACAGUUUCUACUAGUUAGAACGAUUUUAUGAUGAAAUAUAGAUAGUUCUAUAAGUUGAUGUCGAAUUCGCAACGAAUUUUGCUGACCGGCAUAACUGUUGGCGACUUUGUAAUCAUUAUAUGAUGUUGUUGUUGCAGCAAUAGUCAGACUGAAAACGCGGUAACAUACUUCGCGCCGUUUCCUGCGUAGGUUGGCAAAAGUCGUCAACCUCUUCAUUGGUUUGUACAUCAAUUUGAUAACAGUCAGACAGAAGUGUUGAUUAAUAGGGUUUGAAGCAAUACAAGUGUCAAUUUUGCCAAGAUUGUGUCACGCUCACCAAGGACCUCGCGCGUUCAGUCUGUCCAGCAGAGACUUCGAGAACCCACGUUUGACGAGUAUAUUAGAUAGCUGGUGCAGUUCAGCCGAUAGAGGUAGAAUUAUUUCACACUUCGCCCGGGAUUUUGGUCGAAGGCUAACCUAUCGCUAGAACGAAGUGUGUAAAUUGGUUAAUGUGCAACACUUCAGGUGAACUUGUCACGGUUUUCAGAAGUGGGAAGAGGAAAGAGAUUUACAGCGUUGGAAUACCGGAAUCGGCGUGCCCUUGGCUAUUUUGCUUACUAGGUCGAGAAAAGCAUUGCGCGAUAAAAACAUACACCGAGAAUUGAGGAUCAAACAGUGAUUGAAAACGGGAAAACAAGCGAGUAUUUACCAGUUGGUUUCGUCUACCCAUCGCAUUGUGGCAUUGGCAUUGUGUGGUCUGUGCGUGUAUAUUUACAUGGCUGUGAUUAUCGACCCUGAGGCGUAAAGAAAACGGCCACAAAAAAAGAAUCAGAGCAGAGUCGUCGCAGUCGGCGCUGGCAGUGUCAUCGACAAUCGCCGCUGUGUUUGUCGCGUUGCAUUAAGCGGCGAUUCCGCGCAGGGAAAUUUUUUGGACUGCUGUGUAGGGACAACCAUGCUCGAAGAGUAGUGAUGAGUUCGAAGGCAACUUUGUCAAAUUAUUUUGGAAUCGGCGCACUGCGGACGAAUCGAUUGGAGACCUAUUACCAGAGCAAGAUCGCCUCUCACAUACCUGAAGUUGGACGGGGUAACCUCUAAAGCUUCAUUUGUGAACGCUUUUGAAGAUAUUCCGACCCUACGUAGCAGAUUGCAGAGCCAAAAAUUCGUCGAGUAUAAGAUACUACGCACUAUCUCUUUCUUUCCGUGUAAUUAGAUCUUCGUUUGCGCAACAUGAGCGAUGCAUGUAAGGGAACUAUCAGCAGGUCAUCAUGCUUAGGCCGCCUCUGGCCUAACACCGGAAUAUCACAAGAGCUCUGUACAUCUAGGAUCUGGAUUGAGGGCCGAUACGUGCUACGAGAUGAACAAUAUAUACAGCCGGUAGCCCGAUCCGAACCUCGAGAGAGAGCUUGGUUUUGCACGCUCCGUAUGUGUAUUAUCUAGCGGAUGUUCCAACUCGGACGUUUGCGCCGUUCUGUCCAUUGAAGCGUUGCCCCUCGAUACAAGCACAGCAAAUUCAGUCAUCAAUCAUGUCGAUGUCAAUAAUAGGCUCGCGGAACUUGAAGGAAGGGACUCUAUCGACAACUUACGAUUCAACUUAAGAGCCCUUAAUGUACAGUUUGAUACACUAGACAAGUUUCGAAAGGAGCAUCAAGUCCAUCGAUAUAUCGGCGUCUAUUUUCUUUGAUGGAUUCGUUUUUUACUACCGCCAUUGCUACCGUCGUGCCAUUUAAAAUCAGUACUACAACCCCAUAUCAGCCUCGCCCCAGACCUGCCGACGACGGGCGACGUCACUCGAGCAUUCCGUUCGUCGUACUUCCGGCUUCGGUUUAUAGUACAUUCGUUGAAAUGCCUUGUGCUAUAUAUAAAAAAUAUCCGAGGCUAUCGGAAUUAUGAGUGUAUGCCCCUUGCUCUUGUCUCGGCCAGAGUUGACUUCGAAAUGCUUUCGAAACUCGGUCUCACUGGCUGUCUGUCGGCGAAGUGUAAUUAUCGCUGGUUUCACACCUACGUGCCAGUGCAGUACGCGCAAGAAGUAGAAGAAACAAAGGGCUGGUGAAGAACUAGAAGAGCUCCGAUUCGCGGGACUAAUGAGUCGCCGUUCUGUAGCUGCCCGGUGUUCGGUCAUCCUCGAGACGAAAACUGAGUACGAACCGUGUCCCGGAUGUUUGACGGGUGUAUAUCGACAUCUACAUCGACUGUAGAAUUGGACGGGAGUGCGAGGACACGUUCGACGAUUUCUGAAGGGUUGCGAAAAGGAGUGCAUGGUCCUUGCAUCGGCAGAAGAAUCAACGCGACGACUCGGGGGCCUGGCUUCAGCUGGAUGUCCGCCCGCCGCCGUCACGGUCGAGGCAACGAGCUCAACGCCAAUCAACGCCAUUACGCUUAUCCGUGUCACCAGUGGCAUUAUUGCCGCCAGCGACUUUUACCAGUGAUCAGCACGUUAGGUACUUACUGUAAAAGUAGCGGAAGCUGCGGUGGCGCCAAACACAGCUUGAAGCUGAAACGGCUUACGUUGGAGUACGGAGUUCCGCCGAUGAGGUCCGCGCGAAUUGCCCGUUCAAAUAAAUUCGUCUUUCUGUUUUCACGAUUCGGAAUUGCCCGUUCGGAAUGCCACUUGUUAAAAAAGUACCUUAAGCGGGACAAUCGACCUAGCACUAGCAGCAAUCCAAAUCAACAGCAAACCCGAUUUUUCGAAGAAGCAACAAGGCCGAGUUUUAGCGGCGGCGGCAGCAGCAGCAGCAGCGGCAGCACAUCGAAUCUAUAUACAUCGAUUAAUUCGAUAAUAUGGCGAUAUGCGACGAAUCAAAUAGAGACCAUGCGAGUCGUGAAUUAGAACAAUUACUUUUAAACCGCGAUAAUAACAAAAGCUCGCCUCAAAACUCUCGCCAACAGCAAAAUGGUAGUUGCUCAAGUUCCUGCUCCUCGUUCCUUGCGCCACCGUCGGCUUCGAUUCCAGCAGCACCUACAGCAGUUGCGCUGGUGUCUCCGCAACUCCAAACCCCCGCCGAAUCGCAUUCUAGCCCGCACCACGACGGGAAGAGUAGACAAAAUCAGCAUCAGCAUCAUCAGCAGCAACAACAACAGCAGCAGCAGCAGCAGCAGCAGCACCCUCAUCACCGUCAGUAUCACGGUGGCAGCAGCAAUAGGAUGGACCCACCGUCGACACGGAGCCCGACAAAUACGCCCGGUCAUCGGCGUACACGAUACGACUCGGACAAUUCGUCGUCAUCGGGCGGUUUCUCUUCGUCAUCGGGAGCAGCGCGUCGCAAAACUCGUCGUCCGCCCCCCGAUGGCGGCUGGGGUUGGAUAGUCGUCCUAGCCUCGUUUGCUGUUAAUCUGAUCUCAGACGGCGUUUCGCUUUCGUUUGGGUUGUUCCUGCCAGAUUUGACAUCAUACUUCGCUGUGGGCAAAGGUCAUGCCGCUUGGGUAGCGAGUCUAUUCUUAUCCAUGCCGUUGUUGGCGGGCCCUGUUGCCUCGUGGCUAACUGAUCGCUACGGUUGUCGGCGGGUUUGCAUUGCCGGUUCAUUGCUCGCAGCACUUGGCUUCAUUUUUUCCUUUUUUUCUAAUUCAUUAGCGUUGCUAUACGUGACGUUCUCGCUGGCCGGUUUCGGGUUGGCGCUCUGCUACGUGACGUCGAUCGUGAUUGUGGCAUAUUACUUUGAGAAAAAGCGGUGUCUGGCUACCGGACUUUCGGUGUGUGGGACAGGAGUCGGCACAUUCAUCUUUGCCCCUCUAACGUAUUUGCUUGUCGAGGUAUUCAUGUGGCGAGGUACGCUGCUCAUAUUGGCUGGCUUCUUCCUUAACAUGGUCGUGUCGGGAGCUUUGAUGCGAGAUCUGGACGUUCAAGAUGGCGAAGAUGGAGACGAUGAGAACCAUCCAGGUCCGCGUAGCCCCUCACCUACUCGCUGGGGAUUCGCGGGUCACCUUGCAGGAGGCCGUCGGAUGUGCAGCUCCUUGCUACAGCUGCCUACAUACUUAUCGGAUGAGUCGCCAAGAUUACCGGAACAGGUGCUUACCGAAAUGUCAUCAAAGGAGAAGGGCCACCUGAGUACACUAUUAAAGAAAUACCCUAAUCUGUGGAAUGACGUGCUCAAGAACAAUCCGAAUGAUGAUCCCUACCUGACGGUCAAGUCUUCUCCAAUGAUCAAGACCAUCCUUGAAAACCGCACCCUCGAAGAGCUGCCGCCAUCAUCUCCAUCAGCUACACUGGAAUCAUCAUUGGCACGAAAUCCCCUAGAUCCGGAAAGGACGAUCACGUUUACUGACUGGUCCGGAUUAUCCCUGCUGACUUCACUAUUACCCUACUCGGGGGUAACUGACCAUACAGAAACACCGCUGUCACCCCGGCAGAUUGUUAAGCGCGAUGCUAAUAAUAGCUUAUCAGCCGGCGCCGAAAACCACGAUAAUUCUGUUCCUUUUCUACAAGACGUUCCUCCUGUUGGUGGCAAACGACAAGAGUCGAACAGUUACAAUAACAAAGAUCAACAUCAACACCAGCAACAAGCGAACAACAGCUGCAGUAGUGAGCAUGAGGCAUUCAACAAGAAGGACACCAUCGUGGCGCUCCAAGGAGCGAGCCUAAUCGACCGCAGUAGUAGCGCUGGUCGCUAUGGCUGCGAAGGCGGUAACGGAACCGCACGGAAUAGUUUAGCUUGCGCCACUGCGGCGAGCACCACAAAGAAAUCUUCAAGUUUGCGACAACACAGACAGGCGAGCUUCGGGCCUUUGUCCCUGCCAAGGGACCGGGCAAACUCGGCGGCCUAUCUGCGCAACUUGAGAUUGCAGCGGGGCUCGCUUACCUACCGGGGAGCCAUGCUCAAUAUUAAAAGAUACCGUCUCAAGGCUUCUAGCUGCCCGAAUAUCUACCGAAAUUCAAUGGCGACUAUCAACGAAAGCGAGUCUAGUCCCUGUGAAUUCUUCAAGGAUCUGAAAGACGUCGUAUGCGAUAUGAUGGAUGUCAGACUAUUAACGAAUUUCAAGUACGCACUAUUCUGCCUGUCAAACUUUCUCCUAAACGCUUGUGUGGACAAUCCGUAUGUAUACAUCCCGGAUCACGCGGCUUCGCUACCUUCGAUCCAGGAAGGGUCCGGGGCAUUUAUCAUCUCAAUUGUCGGCGUACUUAACACACUCGGCGUUGUCAUCGUCGGCUAUGUCGGCGAUAAACCCUGGAUAGACCCGAGCUUGCUCUAUGCCCUUUGCACUAUAGUAGCAGGUGCAAGUGUGGCCACAAUACCGCUGUUCAGCUCCUAUCUUCCGCUGGCUACGGCCUCAGCAAUUUACGGGUUCACGAUAUCUGCUAACUAUACGCUUGUACCAGAGAUUGUCGUCAACUUAAUAUCGCUCGACAACUUUACUGGCGCCUAUGGCCUUCUGCUGCUCAUCCAGGGCAUUGCUGGCCUCAUUGGACCGCCAAUCGCAGGAUGGCUCUAUGAUAUCAGCGGAUCUUAUAAUACGACCUUCUAUAUUAGCGGACUGAGCAUACUAGCUUCCGGUGUCCUGGUCAUUCCUGUGGCACAGACAUGGAAAUGCGCAUGUAAAACCGAGUCAGAAGAUGGCUGUGAAAGUGACCUCAAGGACAGUCAUAGUGAGCUUCGGGACCCAGAAACGCAAUCAUGCCUCGGGCGAAAACACGAAGUUCUAUCGACCGGACCUCCCCAAUCGUCGCGUUCGUCGUCAAUCGUAAUAAAUGGGGUCCCGCUCAAUACAUCGGUGAUCAUCAAAAACGGUGCCAAUGGCUACGCUACAGGCAUCUCCCCUUCACUUCGAAGUCCAGGCAGUCCCUCGAAGGCAAACCAAGUACGAUUUAGCUUGAGAAACGAUUACGAUAAUGAUGCCGAACUCCGAGCACCUCUAGCGACUCCGGACUCGCCUUAAGAUAGGCCAUGAGAAGGCUAUUUGUAGAAUACGACGAAAGUUCCCGCCUUUUGCGGCAAAAUACGCUUCCAGGAAAAUCCAGGUGCACGAUGUACUUAGUCCACGAAACGGCGGGGCAGAGCGUUGUCACAUCGACGAGAACUUGACAACGUUCUCAGUUUUAUUCUGUGAUAGAACAACACUACACUUUAAAAUAGACUAAUAUUAAAAUACAUAAAGGAAACGCUGACGGCGAUAAUAUAAUGCUAUUAACGAUGUAACUAAAAAAAACCUAUAAUCUAUAAAAGAGAGAGAGACAAAAAGUCUGUUUGUCCCACACGAAGUACGUGUGUAUGACGGUUGUUGUUAAAGGCAAUAUUCCGAGGAUGAAUACCGUCCUAAGAUAACUAUAAUUCCGACUAAAUAUCAAAACUAGUAAUGCACGAAGCAACAAAAUAUUGUAAACAACAAAAGACACCUAUAGAUGCAUGCAAACACACAUACAUAUAUAUGACAUAAAUAUAUCUACAAAUCAUACAACGGAGGGCGGAAAGACACCUAAACUCUAGUCUAAUUAUAAAAGUAACUAUACUGAAGGCGAAGAUAAAGGAGUAGAGAAACAUCUUAUUGGGCGGGAUGGGGGAUUCGGGGGCAUAAUGAUGUGACAGGAGCGGUAGGAUUCGUUUCGGUCGGGGAAGAAGAAUUGAGCGAGUGAGAAAAUCGGACAUGCAGAUGAAAAGCUAGGCGAUGGCGCUGAUGAUGAUGAUAACCACGAAGACGACAACAUUGAAUUGACGGUAUCGAUGUGAAAAUGAAAGUUAUAGUAAGUAAUGCUAGCACGCAGCUGAUGACGCCGUAGCAAUUUGAUAGUUGGCGUCCUGCCUUACAUAGUGCAGCAACGAGACGCAGCUUUGCAGCUAUCACAGGAUUGUUAUUGAUAUUCUUAACGAAAACGGCAAAGUGUCCUAGGUCGGUUCGUGAUAAUGGCACUUUCAUAUACGAUACGCCACAAUAACUUGUUUACUAAGCUUUGCAGAAACUUUGCUCUGCUAUAAGAUAACAGUGCUAAACUUAAUUUUUCCUUGCGAUUAUUGGCUAUGUUUAGUAUCAAAUUAGAGGAUCUGCUGCAUAGGUAAUGAAGAUUGGAACGAGCGUUUUUGUUGCAGCUUGUAUUACUAUGCCAAAAAUGGCUAUGCAAAUCUUACGUACAUGCAUACAAACCGUAUGUACUCUUGCACGCACCAGCUCAUUCCUGUUGCCAUCCUUUCCUCUUGUCAUAUUAUAGAUAUUAAACGUUGUGCUCAGAUCUAUUUCCGGGCCAUUGGGUAGCCUCUUCAAUAACUGUUUGAGUUCCGAAAUACGGAAGGAAGUACAGCGCCUGUGAAACUUCGCCCCGUCGUAAUGGAUGCGGCAAUUAACCCUACAGUCGUUAUGAUAAAAUGCUGUUCCGCAAAGCAUUGUAUUGUUGUGUAUUUAUAUUUGCUAUUUAUGUUCACGCCAUAUGUCAUUCUACUUAAAUAUGGAAACAAAACAGGUUUUCUGUGACAUAUGUCAUUAUGUUAUGUGCUUAGUUACCAGAAUGAUGGACUGUAGCCGUGAGUUUCUACAUCAACACGCACACACACACACACACACACACACACACACACACACACACUACACACACACACACCCACAGACAUAAAUAUACCUAUAAAAAGUAAGUUUGAUUUUAGCAAUUAAAUAACGUAAUUCUUCACUUAUUGAACACCGUGGCGUUUCUUCUACCGUCUUCUUGUCUUGCGUGUGAUUCCAUUGUAAGAGCAAUAUAUCUCUGCCUAAUAAUAGUGAUUGCAAUCGAUAACGAUAGAAAUAAUAAUGGUAAGCAUGACGUCCAAGCUUAAACUUGCUUCUCUAGAUAUUCAUUUAACAAAAGCUCUGUAGUCGAUGCCAAAUGUUAAUGCCUGGCUGGUUUGUACGAUUUCGAACGAAAGGAAAGCCUAGUUACUAGUAUUAACUAUUACAAGGCAAAUUGGUAAUCUUUCCUAUCAUUAUCGUUACGGCUAGAAGAAGAUGAUGAUGAGAAACAUGGCGGAAACAAAUUCAACAGUCACUUCUUGUAGCAUAGACAUAACAUGAUAUAAUGGUCUAUCUGAGAACACUGAGGUGAUCUGAGUGAACUGACACGUCUAGCCGAACCAUUUCACUACGCAAACGAUCGGCGACGAAAUGCAACAAAAAUUUUAAGGAUUGCACCAUCCACAAGCAGCUCAGAUGGAAGUUACAGUUAAAAUGGUUAACACCUACAAUACGAACAGGCAGCAAUUUACUUAGCAUAACUUAUAUGAACUACAACGAUCGACUGUAGAACGACCCUGCAUGGAACAACUUCAGUUAGCGACAUACAGAUAACUAUCAGCUACCUUCUAACAGUAUUAUUCAUUGACAAUUAUCUUAUCAAGUAUAGAAUAACGCAUAUAUGGCUUACGCAAUUUGAUUUCAACAGGAGGAAAUCAGGUUAGUCAGAGUGAUAAUAGGGAAUCAGUCUUCAUGGCAUGACCAUAUGUAUCAGGAACCGAUCGGGGAACACGAGGCAAGCCGAGCAGAACACGGCUAAACAUUUGAUUGCAACUUUCUCUCUCGUUCAUAAAUUCUUAUGUGUACUUAACUAGUAGUCACAAAUGUGACAUAGCUAACUAUGAGGCUUUCGCAUGAAUAACAUUUUUACUGGCGCCACCUAGCGGAGAAGCAAUUUUCCCAUUAUUAAUAGUACCUUGUUUGUUUCGUUUCACGUACCGCAAUAUAUCGUACGCCGACAACGGGGUUUAAUAAUAGUAGCAGUAGCAAUAGGCUGUACAUAUAUAUAAACGUAGCUCUCUUUAUUAAUGCGCUUUUCUUUAUUGUACAUACGCGUACUGUAUAGCGUUCAGACGACUCGCAUUUUGCGGUAUUAUAAUGGUCGCACUCGCUUAGGGCCCAGGAAGGGCACUUGAUCAUUCGACUAGCUGUGGCAUAGUGCUACGAGCGUAAUAUAAACACACAGUAAUCUAGCGAUUUUCUAUAUUUCGAGUUGAAAAGCAAAAAAAAAAAAAAAAAAAAGAUCAACAUCUUAUAUCACUAUUACUAUUUACGACAUUAGAAUACUUCUAGAAUACAUUAGAGUUAACGGUGCCGUGGCCGCUAAACACCAAAAAAAGUCCCACAGCUUAUUUUCGUCAGAUCUUAAGCUUGCAAUUACGUCAGCUGGGCACGUCUCGUCUCUGAGGCUCAUGUGUACGAGGCAGCGUAUAUUACUUAUUAUAUUCCCUUCUUUAUUGCUUCGGACCGCAGCCGUCAUUUCUGACAGAGGGAAAAUGCUAAUAACAUCAACUCUGGAUUGUUCGACUUGCUUUGUAAGCAUUUAUAAUGCUACGCCGCGCGCUUUACGCACAGCCAAUACGAACGUAAACUUUUAGUCUCUAUACAAUGGCCAUCGUAUCGGACAUACGCAAUCAGUAACAGUUCGCUACCUACAGCUCUUCAAUAUUAUUACGCCGAAUAUUCCAGAUAUAAGCUAAUAUCUCGCUCUAUUUGAACUAUACAGAUAUUUACGAGAUACUAUUAUUAUUGUACAUUAUUGCUAUCAUUAUUAUUACUUCUACAUGUAUAUAAAUAUUUCUAACACAGAAACACAUUGUAAUACGGCCUACAUUAGCAUGCCGAAUCGUCAUAUACCUUCGUAUGCAUCCCACAUGUACUGAGGACCGAACGCAAAAACUGAACGGAUAGGAUCGGAAGACAUGCAACAGACGUCUUUGUCCUGCGGCAUUAAGGAGAAAAUACUUGGUAUUCAUAUUAACUAUUCCGAUCUCAAAAGGCAGUUAUGCACAGAACACAGAAAUACAAUCGAACAAAUGAUCACGGAGUAUUUCGAUUUCUUGGUUCCCUAGAGUCUUCAAGGAUGAAGAGUCCAGUGUUGCUGGAUUGUUACUGUAGGAUGCAGUCACAUAGUUCUGGAUACUUGCUAAUGGACUGAUGCUUUAGAUAUAUGAUCAUAUUAGCUAAAAUACAAUAAACAUUAUACUGUUGUUAUCAAGGAAGGCGUCCUGUAUCCACAUGUGUUGCCUUUGCCAAAAAAAAGUAUGACAAAAUAAACUGUCUAAGAUCACGAAUCAUGUAGGAAUUGUUGAACUGUUGAUUUUUUAUUUUUAUCUAUUUCUUUUUUAUUCUAACUCUACUAGCUCAUGGGUUCGACAAAAGGUGCGCUGGUUGUAGUGGUCGAUUGAAACCGGUAUUUCAGGCACGUGUGAAUACGCGAAACAAAUCAAUUUACAAUCCUAGAUUCCUUCAACUGAGUGUUUAAAAAAAAAAAGACUGCAUUUUACUAAUAAUAGCUAUAAAACAAAUAAAGCGAUUCAUAUGCAGCUUCCAUUUAUUUGUAUACAUGCAGUCGAUAGAAAAUUCAAUAGUCAUACUGGGCCUGCUUUUCCUAGGCGACUGGUUUCAAAUAGUCAUACAUAGAAAUAUCAUAUAAGGGUUAAACAUGAAAUAAAAACAAUUUAGUAAAAAAAAUUAUUGACUGGACCUCUGCAUUCAUACCGGACAUAAAUAUCCAUGCCUAGAUCCAACUUCGAAAACCACAACCUGGUUAGAGGAACCGGUAAAGUUUUGAGAUUAUAUAUGCAUGUUAUUGCAAACUUAGCGUAAAAUCCUACUACUUUAUGGAUACGUUAUGUUCGGGUCAUGUCUGCCGUUUCAUCUGUUCAACACUGCGAGUUAGAGUUGGGCCAGAACAAGUUACCAAGUGUAAACGGUACCCAUCUAAGAACAUAUAUAUGAAGGGCUUUUGCGCAAAACGAAUUCCUGUUUAUUUUGGCUAACAUAAAGAUAAUAAUUUUUCUUUUUUUUUUUACGCGCAAAGUAAAUGAUGAAGCUUAGCUAGCUACUGAUUUUUUUUUUCAUUAUAAGAUUAAGUUUGGCAAAUUUCGCUUUUUGUAGUUUCUGCGAUAGUACCAAGUACUGACACAGAGCUACGCCCUUUUGCAGGAAAAGCCCCAGAGUUAGCCACUUUUGUUGUCUUUUUAAUUAUUCGUUCAAGUUACGUUACAGUUUCUUUGUGACUUAUUGUCAGACCGUACGGGGCAUCAAGGCUGCUUAGAAGCUACAUGUAGCUAGGACUGUGCUUUAGGCGACUUUGUACGGAACACCCUAUCCGCUUCCUCCUUUUGUUAGUUUCUAAAGUGUUCACAAUGUGAGUCCCUUCGUCAGCGGCCGCAAGAAGAUUCUGGAUUUUUUUAAUAACAUAAAAAUAACAAAAGCUUACUUGGACUUUUUUAGUCGAACUUGUUGUGCACACAUUUAUUUGGAAAAUGUUUUGUUCUUAACCUGUAUCUAGAAACACUUGUUAUGUUAGCAUACAGACAAGUGGUUACGUGUUAGACUGCCGUCGUGUGUUUAGGCAGUGCUUACGAGUAAAAAUUUGUGAAUAGAUUUUUCGGUAUAUUUACGUCAGAAUAGAACCGGCAGGGUUAAGUUCAAUCAAACUUGUUCAGUAAGAUGUAGACUAACUUUUGCCACUUCAAAACGAAAUUUCUACUACAGUCGACACAAAAGAGUAAAUAGGUAAUGAAAACGUGGGUCAUUCGAACAGCUUAACAAACUAAUUAACUAACCGAGAAAUCUGAAUUAGUCUAUUUGUAUGAAUAUCGUAUACAUGUCUGACACCGAGGUGCUUAGAUCACUACUAUUAUCCAGUGUCAGUUCAAAUUAUCUAGAAGCGAGAUUCCUGAGCGCGAAGAUACGGCCAUUGUAGCAAAACUUGAUUAUCACAGACGGAAAUAGGAAAACAAAACAAAGUGCGUGGAAGAAAUGCGUGCAGCCGCAUCGCGAGAACAGUCUGAAGCUAUGUACGCUCGUAGAGUGGCGGCAAAAAGAACCACGAUUUCAAACAUAUGAUGUGCUAAACAAAGGCAGGACCAGAACAGGGAAAAGCAUGCCAUUGUCAUCAUUAUUAUGACGAUGAUAACACCGAAAUGAUAAAGGAGCCACGACAAUUAUGGAGGCAUCUACGGAAUACCAGACGCCAAAAGAAAGAACGGGGCUACCUGACAAACAAGCAAUGGUCAGGGCUGAACUCUUCAUAACACAAGUUCAUACUGCUCUGGUAUUAACGAGCGGCUCCGCUAACAAGCUUUGCAUGGACAGUGAUCGAAAACCCGAAGCCGAAACACAUUUUUAGGUAAAUGGAGACGGCACAGAGUCGGUAAGAGACGACAUUGUUUUACCUCGUCGCUGUUACGUUCUUCUUCUUCUUCACAACGUUCCUCCUGCGUAUCGCUUCACAACGGCCUUGUCAUUCGUGUAAAGCUACCCCGUUUAAAUGCGUCGCGGGUCGCUGCAUUUUUUUGAAUUCGUAUAUAUUUUUAAUGACGAUUUGUCGACGAUGUAGACUUUCGAAGCUCUUUAUUAUGUCACGAUUCAGCUUUUCUUGAUUAUUACAAUCGUUCGUGCAAAUUUAAUUUUCCAUUUUCCGUUGAUUGUGCUCUAAGCUUUUACUUUAAGUUUGUAGUUGUUUUUGUUGUUCAUAGAUGUUACUAUCAGCGUCUGCUCCGUCAGACAUAUUUGCAUGACAAAAUCAACAGGGAGACAGCUCUGAACCGCCGAGGUUGCAAUAUGAUGUAUUGCAUUGUUCCAAUAAUAUGUCGGAACAUGAAAUGCGACGACGGAUGUCUUACGACAAAGCUGGAUUUUACGACUUCCUAUUACAGUUGUUGUGUGAUUUUACUAUGUGAUACAAUAAAUAUGCACUCUAUGUUGAUUCAGCGAGUAGGACCAGUGCCUUACUAUACCUAAUUGUAACGAAAAUUGAAACAUCUCGAAAACUUGUAUUCAACAGUAGGUGUAGUUUCGAAAGAUUAAUUAAUCUUUCUGACUGGAUAUUUGAAGAAAAUCAAUUACGAGGACAGUCGUUCAGAAAAUCUGCCAUUGGCAACGACAAGAUUCCCUAGCAGGAACAAUCGAUAUCAGAAAUGCGUGGUCAAAUACGACUAUUUGCGUAACCAGUUACUUCGAAAAAACGAGAAGACAGUAUAGCAUCUUCGUGCCGAAACCUUACCAGUCACAAUGGUAUUAUUCUGAAAGAGGCUCGAGGUUUCUUUUCCUAUGUGCUAGGCCGUCCACCAAAAAUCUCAAGAUACUAAAGACUGAUUUUCUUGCUUCCGAUUCAAGAGUCAUCGAUGAACAUCGUUAUUUGCGAACUAGAACUUUCAGUUAGCUAAACCAAUCACAGGACUGGUUCUAACAUGAUUUGUUAACAUCGAAUUGGAAGCUAUUAAAAAAAGUGCGGUGUUGCAGAUGACAUGCUAGCUUUAGUAACAUAUGGAUUUCUUCAAUAAAUUUCGAAUUAAUCAUAUCUAUGUAAAUAGUAAAAAUGUCCGACCCCAAAAGCGUAUAUAAAACAGCCGUAUAAGCUAAUUGUUGCCAGUCGACUCCGGGCUGAGAUUUGCGAAUGUAGCGUGUCCAGCUAUGUCGAUCUGCACGGGAUAAUGCAGCUUCGAGGAGGAGGCUCCGAUGAGGAGGCACUGGUCCAAGAGUGGCUCGUCUCCGAUCCAGCUGCAUAAUUCAGACGCUGCCGUGUCACCCCGCCAAGAAGAAAAGCGGGAUUGUGGUGGCCUGGUGCCGCUAGUAAUGUAUGAACAACACCAUGCGUUGACGUCAUCAAAUCCGGGAAGUCUUCCAGGAACAACACGGGAUAAAUAUACCUGUAUGGUGCGAGCGAUAAAUAAAUAACCACCUAUAGGGUCGAUAUAAAAAUCAA
Varroa destructor (honeybee mite) is the source of this 14511-nucleotide messenger RNA. RefSeq lists its product as uncharacterized. The record is from RefSeq and is a predicted model, not a curated record. Gene Ontology annotation, biological process: monocarboxylic acid transport; transmembrane transport. Gene Ontology annotation, molecular function: monocarboxylic acid transmembrane transporter activity. Lineage: Eukaryota; Metazoa; Arthropoda; Arachnida; Mesostigmata; Varroidae.